This is a messenger RNA of Angiostrongylus costaricensis, 909 nucleotides long. The record is from the annotation of a GenBank genome assembly. NCBI's taxonomy places the organism in Eukaryota, Metazoa, Nematoda, Chromadorea, Rhabditida, Metastrongylidae.
AUGGACGGUUACCAGCCGUUGUUGACCGGAGCGGAGUUUGAUAUUCGGCAAAUUGGUUUCAUGCUAGGCGACGGUGUGCUGUUUUCGAUUGAAGUGACUACAAUGUAUUUUUCUGUGCGCAGCUACUGGCGUGGAUUUUUCGCAGCAUGCUGCGGUGCCAUCACCAUACGACUCCUAAGAGGAUUCGUGGUUCAAACAGAAGUCACCGUCAACGCUUUCUUCCAAACAAGUUUCGCACCUGACGCAUUUGUGGUUAAUGAGAUUCCUCUGUUCAUUGUACUUGGUAUAUUUUGUGGUGGGAUGGGUGCCAUGUAUAUAUCUCUCUACCGAAGAGUGGUUCUAUUUCUGCGCAACAACAAAUAUGCCAAAAAAGUCUUCCAACAACAUUCUACUCUCCCUAUUCAUCACAGUUCAUGUACGAAAAGCCCAGCAUUAUUUUCGUAUCCGGAGAUAUUUAACCUUUUUCAAAUUAUCCUCCAAUUCCAUGAUUUUUUGUUCACUACUUUUCCCGUGCUUCAGUUCGUUUUCUCAAUAGUCUGCAUGACAUUGCCCGUUCCAUCUGGCGUGUUCAUGCCCAUUUUCGUGCUGGGUGCUGCGAUUGGUCGUCUCAUGGGAGAGGUUGUAGCAAUUGCACUACCACUUGGCUUGAUUGAGGGAAUCAACAUUUAUCCGGGUGUGUAUGCAGUUGUGGGUGCGGCAAGCUUUUCUGCCUCUGUCACUCAUACCGUUUCAGUUUCAGUGAUGAUUUUCGAGAUAACCGGACAGCUGCAUUAUAUUUUACCAGUGAUGAUAUCCGUGUUACUCUCUAACGCUGUCUGUGCAUAUAUGCAGCCUUCAUUUUUUGACACUAUAAUUAAAAUUAAGCACUUGCCUUUCCUUCCUGACAUACCGCCUUCAAACAACAUGUAA